UACCAAACAAACCACACAAAACAUAACGUCAAAGCAUUUGUCAUCUGUUUCUUUCUCCGAUAAAGAUCACACAUCACAUUCCCCACACGUUUAAUUUAACCUCAAAACUCAAACAAACAGCAUCUUCUUCAUUUUUGUUUAUAAAGCUAUAAACUUUACAAACCAAGAUCCAGAACCCAACUCAGAAAAAGCCUCAGGAAGUGAUAGAAAGAUAAAGAUAAGGCAAAGAUGUGCUGUGGGACUAGGAUAUGUAUGCUGUGUACGUGUCUCAUACUUGUGGUGAUAGUUAUUGGGAUGCUGUUCGGGUUUGGAGUGUUCAAGAAUGGCUUCCACAAGUUGAAGGACACUGUGACUCUCUGUGAUCCUAAUGUCAAUGGAAGUCUGUGUGGAACUAAAAGGCCCUUCUUGGGUUACACAGCUCCUCCACCUUUCUGAUUCUGUGAUGUAAUGUUUUUUUUUUUUUUUUUUACCAUUUACUAGGAUUCUUUUUUUGUGUUUUCUCUUCAAAUUCUCAUCUGGGUAUUUGGAUUUUUAGGAAUUACAGGAUUGUUUCUUUGGAUUUGUGUCGGUUUCAUAAUGCCUAUUUCUUUCUUUAAUACCUCCUUAAUUCUAUUGUAUGUACAGGAUUUGUUAAGCCCUGAAUCAUGAUCUGUGUGUUAUGGAUUCAUUGUGUUUUUCUUUUUGAAAUUUGUUUCCCAAUAUCAUAUUAAUUGAUUUUUUUAUAACCACUUGUUUUAUUUA
This is a messenger RNA of Quercus robur (English oak), 741 nucleotides long. RefSeq lists its product as uncharacterized. Bases 229 to 435 code for a protein of 68 amino acids. The record is from RefSeq and is a predicted model, not a curated record. Lineage: Eukaryota; Viridiplantae; Streptophyta; Magnoliopsida; Fagales; Fagaceae. The transcript has a single exon.